AUGGCACCGUUUGUUGUCAAUCGUACAACAGAGUUAUACCUGAGGAAUAUAAUAGCAUUUGAAGACCGUCACAUUCCAGAUCAAGAUCCACAUUUCCGAGAUCAAGAUCCACAUUUCGUUUCUCAUUACUUGACUAUGUUAGAUUUUCUUAUUAACACAGAAAAAGAUGUGAGCAUCUUGGUUGAUAAGGGAAUUAUUAUGAAUAAGAUGGGUGAUGCUAAUGCAGUGGUUAAAAUGGUUAAAGAUCUGUGCAAAAAUCUUGUAGCGCCUGGACAGAAUCCAAAAUAUGUAUAUGUACGUAAAAUGUUAAAUGGCUUCUAUGAAAACCCUAUGAAUAAGUAUAAGGCUAUAUUUGUGCAUGAGUACUUCAACACUCCUUGGAAAAUAGCAUCAACUGUGGCUGCUGUAUUGCUGCUUUUGCUUACUCUUAUCCAGACUGUAUGUUCAAUCGUCUCACUCUAA
This is a messenger RNA of Lathyrus sativus (Indian pea), 462 nucleotides long. The record is from the annotation of a GenBank genome assembly. Lineage: Eukaryota; Viridiplantae; Streptophyta; Magnoliopsida; Fabales; Fabaceae.